This is a messenger RNA of Protopterus annectens (West African lungfish), 3089 nucleotides long. It is a transcript of the gene DGKE, whose product is annotated as diacylglycerol kinase epsilon. NCBI's taxonomy places the organism in Eukaryota, Metazoa, Chordata, Ceratodontiformes, Protopteridae. The coding region runs from base 293 to 2026 and encodes 577 amino acids. The record is from RefSeq and is a predicted model, not a curated record. The transcript has 11 exons. Gene Ontology annotation, molecular function: ATP-dependent diacylglycerol kinase activity.
GGUUGUUCAACAGAUGCUGAACGCCGCAGUAUUUGACAGCUUCCUAUUUCAGAGUAUUGUGUUGUCGCUAACAGGGUUUCUGGAAUAAUAUUUGUUGAGUAACUCGUCAGUGAUUCUAGCGAGUACAUACGUUUUGGAAUGAUGACGUAUUUUUGCAUUAAAACAAAUGUAAAAUAUGCGUGGGUGUUAUGCAGGUGUUUGGCUAGAGAUUAUUUUAACAAGAACACUUUCCUGCUAAACUUGAGUAAUCAUUAACAUCCGCUGAUUGAGCAUACAGUUGCAAUAGUUAAAAAUGGAUGAUCCUGAAAUCGUUGCAUCCGCAAUAUUUGGGGACUGGAAUUUAAUUGUAUGGACGACCUUUGCUGUUCUGGUGCCCGUGAUCUUCACAUUGUGGUGCAGCGCCCAGAGAGCUAAGCGAUGCAUGCAACUGAAGAGCAUCCUUAGGAAAGGGAAACACGAAUGGCAUUACACCGAUUUGUUUAGCAAGCCAACAUACUGUUCGAUAUGUACUCAGCAUAUAUUGCAAGGUGCCUUUUGUGUCAGUUGUGGGGUUUGUGUUGAUGAAGGAUGUAUUAAAAAGGCAGAAAAACGCUUAAAAUGCAAGGAGAUCACGACGUUAACAACGCAGAAAAAGGUUCAGACGCUGCAUCAAUGGGUUCGGGGAAAUGUGCCCCUGUGUAGUUACUGUAUAAAUUGUAAACAGCUGUGUGGAAGCCAGCCCAAACUCUGUGAUUACAGAUGCAUGUGGUGUCAGCGUACAGUGCACGAUGACUGCAAGGAUCGUAGUUCUGAUAAAGAGUCAUGUGACUUUGGAGAGUUUCGUAACUUAAUCAUCCCUCCAGAUUACUUGUUCCGGGUCAGUCAGCUGCCUAGAGGAAAAUCAGUUGAUUUUGAAAAGGUGGCAUCUUGCUACAAUGCUCACUGGACUCCUUUGAUUGUUCUGGUUAAUACUCGCAGUGGGAACAACAUGGGAGAGGUACUUCUAGGAGAAUUCAAAACUCUUCUUAAUCCUGUUCAGGUUUUUGAUAUAAGUGUUGUUCCUCCAAUGAGAGCCCUUCAGCUUUGUUCACUGCUGCCCUGUAACUCAGCCCGUGUGCUUGUUUGUGGAGGGGAUGGAACUGUUGGCUGGGUUCUGGAUGCAAUUGAUGAGAUGAAAAUUAAGGGUCAUGAAAAAUUCAUUCCUUAUGUUGCCGUGCUACCCAUUGGAACUGGAAAUGACCUGGCUAACAGUCUGGGCUGGGGGGCUGGUUAUGCAGGAGAAAUUCCAGUGGAACACAUCUUGAGGAAUAUCAUGGAUGCUGAUGUUGUCAAACUGGACAGGUGGAAGGUUCAGGUAGCUAGUAAAAGAUACAGCUUAAGGAAACCAAAGGUCUUAUCAAUGAACAAUUACUUUUCUGUAGGACCCGAUGCACUUAUGGCUCUAAAUUUCCAUGCUCAGCGAGAAAAGACUCCAUCACUGUUUUCCAGCAGGAUUAUAAACAAGGCUGCUUACUUAUUCUAUGGAACCAAAGAUUGCUUAGUUCAAGAAUGCAAGGACUUGAGCAAAAAAGUUCAGCUUGAGUUGGAUGGAGAAAGAGUGGAGUUGCCAGAACUGGAAGGAAUCAUCGUCCUCAAUAUUGCUUACUGGGGAGGGGGCUGCAGGCUAUGGGAGGGCAUGGGAGAUGAACCUUAUCCACCAGCAAGACAUUAUGAUGGCCUUCUGGAAGUUGUUGGAGUCUAUGGAUCAUUUCACUGUGCACAGAUUCAAGUUAAACUAGCCAACCCUGUUCGUCUAGGCCAGGCGCACACUGUCAGGCUUAUUUUGAAUAGCUCCCGAAUGCCCAUGCAAGUGGAUGGAGAGCCAUGGGAACAGGGACCUUGCACUAUCACCAUCACACACAAAACCCAUGAACUGAUGCUUUGCCAUGUGGGUGAACAGACAGAUGAUGACGACGAUGAUGAUGAUGAUGAUGAUGAAGAUGAUGACUCUACCACAUCCGAGAAAGGGCACUCAAAUGAAGCAGAAGAUAUGGAGGAACACCUCUAACAGUCUUUUGAGUAAAUUAGGCCUUAUUCCAUGAAAGCCAUUUCUUUCUGGAGCGCAGGUGCUAAACGUCUUGAUAGGUGAAAGUUUAUCUCUCUGUUCAUGUAUGUAAUGGCAGAUAAUCUCUCUGAGGACAAUCAGAUUGGUUUGCACCUUUGCUCAUUUAUAUAGUAAGAAAAAAUCUAACAGUCCUGUAUUUCAUAGAUCAUGGAAGCAUUUUUGCUACAGAAGCUACAUGAAGUACAUAUUUUUAAUGGCUCAUUUUUGCUGACACCAGGCAGUGUGCUUGUGAACUACUGUACAAUUAAAUAUAAAAUGCUAGACUUUUCUGUGUGACUAAACCAUAUAUAUAUAUAUAUAUAUAUAUAUAUAUAUAUAUAUAUAUAUAUAUAUAUAUAUAUAUAUGCAGUAUGCAGGUAAUUAUCUGAAUAUAAAGAUUUGUUUUCCCCCCUCAGGAAGUGGUAGCUAGGUGCCUGAGAAUGCAGAACAGUUUUGUUUAAACUGAAUUGGUUUAGUAAAGAAUCUUCUUUGAAUCAGACUGUAUCAUGUUGCAUAAGGCUUUGCAGUAAUGUGUAGAAGAAAUAAUGGAGAGUUGGUGCAUCUGAAGUGGCAAUUAGUUCCACGUCUGCAAAUCGUCUUGGGUUAGCACUGUCUGACUGGCCCCAAUAUGAAGAAUUUGUGCUUAUUUUCUUGCACUUCUACUUUUUUUGAAUUAGUGUUGCGGCAUCCACUGCUAAAUAUAUAUUUUUUUACAGAUAACAUUUGUAUUUAUGAUUGUAGAUAUUCUAAAUGUUUAAAAAAAGGAGUGUAGAAUGUCGUGCUUUUGUUUUAUAAUUUUAUAGUGGAACAUAUGCCUCAAACACUGCACUACUGAUGUUGCUGUUAUAGUUUGCAAAAAUGGAUGUAGUUUGUUUUUAAUUUCAGCUUUUAGUGCAACACAUCUUAUAAGCCACUUGACAAACAUGGAAAUGAAUUACUGUAAGUAUAUACUUUUUGUUUAAGUUAAUGGUGUCCAGGCAUUUUGAAUACUGUAGAGUGAAUGUAUAAUAAAUUUGUUUUGCCUCCA